Photinus pyralis (common eastern firefly) is the source of this 399-nucleotide messenger RNA. RefSeq names its product venom peptide HsVx1-like. The coding region runs from base 103 to 366 and encodes 87 amino acids. Lineage: Eukaryota; Metazoa; Arthropoda; Insecta; Coleoptera; Lampyridae. The transcript is spliced from 3 exons. The record is from RefSeq and is a predicted model, not a curated record.
AAUCGUCUUGUUAAAGGUUAUCCAAACCGGUUAAGCGCAUAAUCCAUCAAUUCGGUAAACAAAGAAAUCGCUUAUUAAAUUUAUGACAGUAGAGUUACUAAGAUGGGAAAAAUUGUGCUUCUAUUUACAUUAAUCAGCUUCCAUUUCAUUUAUGGAUACGAGCACGUCUGCGAGGAAGGAGGGAUGAAAUUCAAAAAAGGGGAGACGAUUACCGUUGAGUGCGAGCAAUUCACCUGCGAGGAACCGGCUAUUAAUUUAAUGGUCGGAAAAAAGUGUAACACAAGACCGGAACAUGACGGGUGCAAGUUUGGGGAAGGCGAUCUCUCGCUUCCAUUUCCAGAUUGUUGCCCCAAGGAAGUUUGUUAAAACACAUACGAAAUAAAUGCUACUCAUAAUAUA